This is a messenger RNA of Rotaria socialis, 4203 nucleotides long. NCBI's taxonomy places the organism in Eukaryota, Metazoa, Rotifera, Eurotatoria, Philodinida, Philodinidae. The record is from the annotation of a GenBank genome assembly.
AUGUCGACUUCAUCAUUAGCUUCGUCGACAACAAACACUUAUAAUGACACUAAUGGAUUAAAUGGUAAUUCAUCAACAUUACAAUGUCGUGUACAGUAUCUUGAUGAUACCGAUCCAUUUUCAAGUGUAAAUUUACCUGAGCCAGCUAGGCCACCAUCAUUUACAUUUCUUACGGCAACAGUUUUAAGCAAUCAAAUCAGUAGUGUACAUAAAGUUCUUAAUGCUCCACAUAAAAUUCCUGAUUGUACACUUCAAUUAUGUCGACAAGAUGGAAGUAAAUCAGAACUUGGACCUUAUCUUGAUAUCGAUCAAACACUUGAAGAACAACGUGAAGAUAUUGAAGCUUUUACAGAAGGACGUAAAUGGUCAAUAGUGCUUCGUACUCAAUUAAGUGUACGAGUCCAUGCUUGUAUAGAUAAAUUAUUAAAUUCAGAUGGACGUGAAUUACGACGAUCAUUAUUUUCACUGAAACAGAUUUUUCAAGAUGAUAAAGAUCUUGUGCAUGAAUUUGUUAAUAAUCAAGGUUUACAAUGUUUAGUGAAAAUUGGUGGUGCUGCUGAUCAAAAUUAUCAAAAUUAUAUUUUACGAGCACUUGGUCAAUUAAUGCUUUAUGUUGAUGGAAUGAAUGCAGUUAUGAAUCAAAAUGAGGUUGUUCAAUGGCUUUAUUCAUUAGUUGAAUCAAGUUUUCGACUUGUGGUUAAAACCAGUUUAAAACUAUUGAUUGUCUUCGCUGAAUAUACCGAAUCAAAUGCUCUAUUAAUUCUAGCAGCUGUAACUAAAGUUGAUCGAGCAUCAAAACGUCUACUGUGGUCAAAUGCAAUGAAAAUUCUAAAUGAAAUGGAUAAUUCAGCUUCAGAAGUUGUUUUGUUAAUUAUAACGUUGUUUAAUACAAUUUUAUCUGCUAUGCCGGAUCAAGAUACAUUUUAUGAUAUGACUGAUGCAUUAGAAAAGCAAGGAAUGCAAAGAUGUACACAAUUUUUUCUUAAUCGAAAACCAGUCGAACCAGAUCUUGUUGAACAAUUUAAUAUUUACGAUGCUGCACUUCGACACGAAGAUGGUGAAGAUGAUACUACAGCUUCUCAAUCAAUCAGGAGGCGUAUACCCCGCACAAAAUCAAUAUUUGAACGAACGUCAUCACGUCGUUAUUCAUCUGUGGAUCUUGAACCCAACGAUUUCUGUGAUAAUCAACAAGAACGUAUGAUCAAUGAUAAUACUAAUCAUGGACAUAUUCGUCAAAAUCACUUGCAUUUUAUCGAUUCAAUUUUACGACAAAAUGAUGAUGCGAUUGUUUCCUCGAAUGGACACGACGAAUCAACUAUAUCGUUCGACGGUGAAGACAAUAGUGAUGAGCGAAAAGCACGAGUUAAAAGUGCUGCAGGUGAUCGCAUAAGUAUGCGAAGGUGUUCAUCGAAUGCUAUUUUAACUACACCGAGAAAAGAACAGGAAGCACCAAAGCCAGUGCCAGAUAGUAGUGCUAUACGUCGAAUGCAAAAUAGAUGGGAAGCAGAAACUCAACAACGUGAAGCUGCAGCAGCCAAAGCUCAAAUACCUAAAUUAGCUUCAACCGGACGAAGUCGUGAUCGUUGGGCAACUUCCAAUGAUACAUCAGCAGCAAAUGUUGAUACUCAGCGAUCUAAUCAACAACCUUCACCUUUAAAAGCAAUGCCAUCAUCUGAUGUUCAUACAGUUCCGUCCAGUCGGUUUACACGCCCGUCAACUUCUUUUGAUGCUGUAUCACCUCCUGCGACACCUUCUCAUCAUCAGAAUAAUCAACAACCACUAAGUCCGCGUGCAACUGAGCCGAAAGUAUUUUCAAGACCGCCACCUGCGCAUCAAAAGACUACAACAAGUACCAGUGCAAUUGAAGCUUUAACACGUCAAAUUAGUUUAUCAUCAACAGGCGGAAAUGAUGCAACACUAACAACAAAUGGUCAGGCCACUAUUCUUGUAAAAGAUGCAAAAGUAACACCAGCAACAGAACUUGUUGGCGCUGUAACAAGGGCGAAAGACAGCUUACAACAAGCAACAACAAAACCAUCGCAAUUGAUACUACCAGGCAUUGGUCUAUCUGGUCAAUUGCCUGACUCAUUACUAUCGAAGCCUCGAUCGGACAAUGAUCUUCAAUGGGAAUUUAUCGUUGGCAAACUACUCUCACGUAGAUUAGUCGUACAAGAUCUGAAUUUCGAAGAAUUGGAUGACCGAGAUGAUAAAAGCAUUUUCACGAUGGGAGGUGGUCAUAUGGGGCCUCCUCCACCACCGCCGCCAAUGAUGAACGGUGUUGGACCUCCUCCACCACCACCAAUGAUGCCUGGUUUUUCAUUACCACCACCGCCACCACCACCACCCAUGGCUGGCAUACCACCUCCUCCUCCGUUCUUACCAAGAGGCAUGGGACCCCCACCACCACCGCCACCUAUGAAUAUGAGUAAUGGUAAUUUCAAUGGUGCACCACGACCGCCGCCACCGACAGCACAAACAAAUAAUAAAUCUGUCAAGACUAUUCGUUUACAUUGGCGUGAUGCAGCGCCGAAUAUGUUACCUACCACAUCAGGAACUGAUGAUUCUCUCUGGAAAUCAUUAAACAAAGUUCCAUUAGAUACUGAAAAAUUAGCUCAACUAUUCGAAUUAAAACAGAGUGAAGUUAAAAUCAAGAAAGGUGGUGAUGUUAAAAAGGAAAUUACUGUACUCGAUACAAAACGUUCAAAUGCAAUUAAUAUUGGUUUGACAGUAUUACCACCAGCACGAACAAUUAAAGCAGCUAUUUUAAAAAUGGAUAGCAGUGUGAUUAAUAAAGAAGGCAUUGAGAAAUUAUUAACUAUGCUUCCAACUGAGGAAGAAAAAAAUCGUAUUAUAGAAGCUCAAAUGGCUAGCACGGAUAUUCCAUUGGGAAACGCUGAACAGUUUUUAUUAACACUUGCAUCUGUUGUUGAACUUGAAGCUCGUCUUAAACUAUGGUUAUUUAAACUUGAUUUUGACAAUAUUGAAUUGGAAAUUGCUGAACCAUUAAUGGAUUUAAAAAAUGGAAUGAAAAUCUUGAAAGAUAAUAAAACAUUUCGACAUAUAAUGGAAGUACUUCUUGCUGUCGGAAAUUAUCUGAAUGGAGUUGAAUCAAUCGGUUUUCAACUUGAUUAUCUAUCGAAAGUUCCUGAAGUUAAAGAUACCAUUCAAAAGCAUUCAUUACUAUUUCAUGUGUGCAAUAUUGUCGUUGAAAAAUAUCCUGAAACAAGUGACUUCUAUUCAGAAAUUGGCGAAAUAACACGAUGUUCUAAAGUUGAUUUCGAUGAACUUGAACAAAAAUUAAUUAAAGUCGAAAGUGAUUGCCGAGCUUCAUUUGAUCAUUUACGUGCAAUCAGUAAACAUGAAACACCACAAGUUAAAACAAAAUUGUCUGAAUUUUUAACUGAUUGUGCUGAACGUAUUUGCCUAUUGAAACUUAUUCAUCGACGUGUCAUGAAUCGUUAUCAAAAAUUUCUUAUUUGGCUUGGCUAUUCUCCUGGUAUUUUAAAAGACACAAAAAUAACAACAUUUUGUAAAAUACUCAGUGAAUUUGCACUGGAAUAUCGCACAACACGUGAUCGUAUCACAACACAAAAACAGAAAAAACAAAACCGAGGCGAAAGAAAUCGAACUCGAGGAAAGUUAAUAACUGAAAUUAUUCCAGAAAAAAGUGGUUUACUUAAACAUGCUUUACCAAAUGAUUGUCGAACAGAUGAUGAAGCUGAAUUUAUGUAUCAGCGAACAAUUGAUAAAUUGAACCCACCCAAUAAUCGAACAAAUAAUGAUUCAUCUCAUACAGUACCCGCUGUAACUAAACAACAGCUAAAUCCACUCACGAAACAGUCAAGUGUGUCAAGUGGUUUAGCAGCAGCUGUACAUAAUGCUUCAAAACAAGAAACAAUGAUGCCUGGUCAUAGACCAAGAGAAAAAGCUGCUAGUAAUGCUUUGAAAAAGCCUGCUGUACAAUCGUCAUCAACAUUAGGUGUAAAACAAUCAUCUAAUCCAAAUGAAACUGAAGCUUUUGAUACAAGUGAUGAACUACUUGAUGAUCUUGUUAAAAAUGCGACUUUAACAGCGUCAAGAGACGCUCUCAAACAGCGUAAAACCGCUCGAUAUGGUGCUCAAAGACGAUCAUUACGUCGUACUCUUCAUCUUGGUUUAAAUGAAGAAGAACGUGCCGAAGUACUUGGUGCUGGAACAAAAUAA